GGCGGUCCAGCGGCGCCCUAGAUGGCGCAUAAAACCGCUGGCCACCUGCGGGACCGCUCCUCCGUGUGCCGCUGUCCGAGGCCCGUGGUGUCGCUGCGGCCCACGUCCCCAGAGUCGCCGCUUCUGUCACCUCUGCCCCCGACCCCGUCCCCUCCAGGCGCGGAGCCGGAGCGCCGCGUGGGCACCAGGGCGCGCUGACAUGGGCGGGUGCGCCAGAGCGCGCUGGGCGACCGCGGCGCUGGGCUUCCUCGGGCUGCUGUGCGCGGUGCUGGGCGCCGUCAUGAUCAUCUCGGUGCCCUCCAUCAUCAGGCAGCAGGUCUACAAGAAUGUGCGCAUCGACCCCAGUAGCCUGUCCUUCAACAUGUGGAAGGAAAUCCCCAUCCCCUUCUACCUCUCCAUUUACUUCUUCGACAUCGUCAACUCCCAAGAGAUCCUCCGGGGCCAGAAGCCGCAGGUGCGGGAGCGCGGGCCCUACGUGUACAGGGAAUACCGGCGCAAAACCAACAUCACCUUCAAUGACAAUGACACCGUGUCCUUCCUCGAGUACCGCACCUUUGAGUUCCAGCCCGACAAGUCCAGCGGCUUGGAGAGCGACUACAUCAUCAUGCCCAACAUUCUGGUCCUGAGUGCAGCAAUGCUGAUGGAGAACAAGCCUAUGUCCCUGAAGGUGUUCUUGACCUUGGCGUUCACUACCUUUGGCCAGCACGCCUUCAUGAACCGCACUGUGGGCGAGAUCAUGUGGGGCUAUGAUGACCCCAUCCUAAACAUCAUCCACAAAUACUUCCCAGACAAGUUCCCCAUGAAGGGCAAGUUCGGGCUAUUUGCUGAGCUCAACAACUCCAACUCCGGGCUCUUCACCGUGUUCACGGGGAUCAGCAACUUCAGCCGGAUCCACCUCGUGGACAAGUGGAACGGGCUGAGCAAGGUCAGCUUCUGGCACUCAGACCAGUGCAACAUGAUCAACGGGACCUCCGGGCAGCUGUGGGCACCGUUCAUGACGCCCCAGUCCUCCCUGGAAUUCUACAGCCCCGAGGCCUGCAGGUCCAUGAAGCUCAUCUACAAGGAGGCGGGGGAAUUCGAAGGCAUCCCCACCUUUCGCUUCAAGGCCCCCGACACCUUGUUUGCCAACGGGUCCGUGUACCCGCCCAACGAGGGCUUCUGCCCAUGCCGGGAGUCCGGGAUCCAGAACGUCAGCACCUGCAGGUUCAACGCACCCUUGUUUCUCUCCCACCCCCACUUCUACAACGCCGACCCCGUCUUGGCUGAGGCAGUGUUCGGCCUGCACCCCAACGAGAAGGACCACUCCCUAUUCCUGGACAUCCACCCGGUCACGGGAAUCCCCAUGAACUGCUCCGUGAAGCUGCAGCUGAGCCUCUACAUCAAGGCCGUGAAGGGCAUCGGGCAAACCAGGAAUAUCCAGCCUGUGGUCUUGCCGCUGGUGUGGUUUGAGGAGAGAGGGGCCAUGGAGGGCGAGACCCUCCAGAAGUUCUACACACAGCUGGUGCUGAUGCCCAAGUUGCUGCACUACGCCCAGUACGUGCUCCUCGCCCUGGGCUGCCUCCUGCUGCUCGUCCCCGUUGUCUACCAGAUCCGGACCCAAGGUCCCAGAGAGGCCAAGAGCCAGCCGAGCUCUGCCGCUCAGCCAGACCGGCUCCCCAGCCCCUGCACCCCACUUCUUCAGGACUCUCUCAGCGGACAGCCUGCCAGUCCCAAAGUCUGAGCCUCCAGUUGUCACACCCCAACACGUCCGCACCCCGGGUGCACGGGUGCGGCCGACACUCAGGGACAGGUGCUCUGAGGGACUCACGGAGGGGCCGCCAGCAGGACCUGCUCCGGAAGCUCUCCAGUGUCCACACGUGGGCCAGCCCUCAGCCCCUGGGCCACCCCUCCCAGCUCCCUCGCCUACAGCCUGGGGACACUGUGGCCCCGCUCGGUGUCCCCCCGCAGGACAAGCAGCCGCUGUCUGGGAACCCAGCCAGAGUGCGGGCUUCGCGCCAAAGCCAGGUGCACAGCCGGGGCUCAGGGCCCAGCCGGGGUCUCUGCACCCAUCCGGGCCGGGGCACAGCCACACCAGCUCAGAACCAGCACGAGAGACGCCCCGUGCAGCUGCCCGGCUGUGUCCUCACCCCCCAGGACCGUGAUCCUGAGGCUGGGUGUCUGGAGCCCCGUCCCUCCAGCGACACUGACAUCAUGCUGUAUACUGAGCCGGCCACUCCCUGGCUGGGGUGGCGGAGGCUCUGCCCGAGCUGCCCCACGGGGGCCGCGUCUCUUAGGUGCCGGGCCAGGGGGAGACCCGUCCACCUGCGGCUUCUGGUCUCCGGGGCAAGCCUCUGUCU
This is a messenger RNA of Molossus molossus (Pallas's mastiff bat), 2336 nucleotides long. It is a transcript of the gene SCARB1, whose product is annotated as scavenger receptor class B member 1. The transcript is spliced from 12 exons. Lineage: Eukaryota; Metazoa; Chordata; Mammalia; Chiroptera; Molossidae. Gene Ontology annotation, biological process: recognition of apoptotic cell; cholesterol efflux; cholesterol import. The record is from RefSeq and is a predicted model, not a curated record. Gene Ontology annotation, cellular component: caveola; cytoplasm. Gene Ontology annotation, molecular function: low-density lipoprotein particle binding; scavenger receptor activity; lipid binding. Bases 200 to 1720 code for a protein of 506 amino acids.